Messenger RNA from Micropterus dolomieu (smallmouth bass), 3924 nucleotides. RefSeq names its product PH_BCR_vertebrate and RhoGAP_Bcr domain-containing protein. Lineage: Eukaryota; Metazoa; Chordata; Actinopteri; Centrarchiformes; Centrarchidae. Gene Ontology annotation, biological process: positive regulation of GTPase activity; intracellular signal transduction. The transcript is spliced from 22 exons. The record is from RefSeq and is a predicted model, not a curated record. The coding region runs from base 16 to 2583 and encodes 855 amino acids. Gene Ontology annotation, molecular function: guanyl-nucleotide exchange factor activity; GTPase activator activity. Gene Ontology annotation, cellular component: membrane.
UGCCUUAACAGUUUAAUGACACCAUGUGACUACUGUCCUUUGUUUCUCACAGAGGCUCCCUAUAAUGAAACCCCUCCGUCAUAUGGCUAUGACCUGGAGCACUCAGAAGAGAACCAGCCACGCCACCACCCUCUAUCCUUUACUGGAUCUCCGUCGUCCUCACCACGACUCCACUCUAAGAGCCGGAGCAGCCGAGACACCCAGUCCUCCUGCUCUCUGGAGUCCACGUUGUCGGUGGAGCUGGACCAGGAGAAGGGGCUGGAGAUGAGAAAGUGGGUCCUUUCAGGAAUCCUGGCCAGUGAGGAGACCUACCUUAGCCACCUGGAGGCCCUACUGAUACCCAUGAAGCCUCUGAGGGCCGCAGCCACAACUUCCCAACCGAUGCUGAGCAUCCAGCAAAUAGAGACCAUCUUCUUCAAAGUUCCAGAGCUUCAUGAGAUCCACAAGGACUUCUAUGAUGCUCUUCUGCCCCGAGUCCAGGACUGGGGCCACCAGCAGUGUGUGGGGGACCUCUUCCAGAAACUGGCCAGCCAGCUCGGAGUGUACCGGGCCUUUGUGGAUAACUAUAAGGUUGCUGUGGAGACGGCAGACAAGUGCUGCCAGGCCAAUGCUCAGUUUGCAGAGAUAUCUGAGAAUCUCAAGGUCAAAAGCACAAAGGACUGCAAAGACCAGUUGGCCAAAAAUUCACUGGAAACUCUUCUCUACAAACCCGUGGACAGAGUGACUCGCAGCACACUCGUUCUGCAUGACCUCCUGAAGCACACGCCCUCCAGCCACCCGGACUAUCCGUUGUUACAGGACGCCCUGCGCAUCUCUCAGAACUUCCUGUCCAGUAUUAAUGAAGAAAUCACCCCGCGUAGACAGUCCAUGACCGUUAAGAAGGGAGAGAACCGCCAGCUGCUGAGGGAUCGCUUCAUGGUGGAGCUGGUUGAAGGUUCCAGGAAACUUCGUCACGUCUUCCUCUUCACCGACCUGCUGCUCUGCACCAAGCUGAAGAAACAGGCUGCAGGGAAAGGGCAACAGUAUGACUGUAAGUGGUACAUCCCACUGGCUGACCUGACCUUCCAGACCAUCGAGGACUGUGAGUCCACCCCCAUCCCUCUGGUCCAGGAUGAGGAGAUUGAUGCCAUGAAGAUCAAAAUCUCCCAGAUCAAGAACGAGAUCCAAAGAGAGAAGAGAACCACCAAAGGACCCAAGGUGAUUGAGCGACUGAGGAAGAAGUUAUCAGAACAAGAGUCUCUGCUGCUUCUCAUGUCACCCAACAUGGCGUUCAGAGUGGCCAACAGAAAUGGCAAGGGCUUCACAUUUCUCAUCUCUUCGGACUAUGAGCGUGCCGAGUGGAGAGAGAUCAUUCGCGAGCAGCAGAAGAAGUGUUUUAAAAGCUUCUCUCUGACCUCUCUGGAGCUGCAGAUGCUCACUAACUCAUGCGUGAAACUCCAGACUGUUCACACGAUCCCAAUGACCAUGAAUAAGGAAGAUGAUGAAUCUCCUGGUUUGUACGGCUUCCUAAAUGUCAUUGUCCACUCUGCAUCAGGGCUGAAACAGAGCUUAAACCUAUACUGCUCUCUGGAGGUGGAUUCCUUUGGCUACUUUGUCAACAAAGCCAAAACACGUGUGUACAGAGACUCUACAGAGCCCAGCUGGAACGAGGAGUUUGAGAUUGAACUGGAGGGCUCUCAGACUCUGAGGCUGCUGUGCUAUGAGAAGUGCUACAACAAAAGCAAGCAGAGCAAAGAGGACGGAGAGAUCACAGACAAGAUCAUGGCCAAAGGACAAAUAAAGCUGGAUCCUCAGACAUUGCAAAAUAAAGACUGGCAGAGGACAGUCAUCACCAUGAACGGGAUUGAGGUGAAGCUUUCGAUGAAGUUCACCAGCAGAGAGUUCAGUCUGAAGCGAAUGCCUUCACGGAAACAGUCCGGCGUCUUUGGAGUGAAGAUCAACGUAGUGACAAAGCGAGAGCGCUCCAAGGUUCCCCUCAUUGUGAGACAGUGUGUGGAGGAGAUAGAGCGACGGGGAAUGGAGGAGGUGGGAAUCUACAGAGUGUCUGGCGUCGCAACUGACAUCCAGGCGCUGAAGGCCGCCUUUGAUUCAAACAACAAGGACGUGUCUGUAAUGAUGAGGGAGAUGGACGUAAACGCCAUCGCAGGAACACUGAAGCUGUAUUUCCGCGAGCUGCCGGAGCCUCUUUUCACUGACGAGUUGUACCCCAACUUUGCUGGAGGCAUCGCUCUCUCUGACAGUGUGGCCAAGGAGAGCUGCAUGCUCAACCUGUUGCUGUCUCUACCAGAGCCCAAUCUGGUGACUUUCCUCUUCUUGCUCGACCACCUUAAACGGGUGACUGAAAAUGAGAGCAUCAACAAGAUGUCUUUGCACAAUCUGGCCACGGUUUUUGGCCCCACUUUGCUUCGGCCCUCUGAAAAAGACAGCAAAAUCUCAAACAGCUCGCAGCCAAUCUCCAUGAACGACAGCUGGUCUCUAGAAGUCAUGGCUCAGGUGCAAGUCCUUCUCUACUUCCUUCAGCUGGAGAGCAUUCCAACACCUGACAGCAAACGCCAAAGCCUUCUCUUCUCCACUGAAGUAUAACGUGAACAUCGAACAGUGUCUGUAAAUGUUCUGUUCAGAGGCAGAAUGUCCGCUGCCUAAUGAGGCGGAUGCUGUUUAGUGGCCAUGGCUGGUUUACUCUGAGGAUGCUUGAUUUAGCCACCAGGUGGAACCGUUAACACGUUGUAAACUGGAAACAGCCAUCAUGACCAAAGCCAUUUCUGUUGGAGGUGUCAUGAGCAUAUGAGUUCUGUUUACUUACAAGCUUACCUGCUGUGUCAGUAAAAGACAACCCUAUAUGAUGUACGGACAAAAUAUAUCAUUCCUUUUUUAAUUUAAUUGUCAAGAAGUAUUAUUUACUGUACUUUCAUAUUUUUCACUGCCCUGUUCUGUCACUGUGCAUACAUUAGCUUUAUAUUCACAGAAGGGGAUUUCUGCUGUAGUUGGAUUUUGUAAGAUUUAUUUCUGUAGAUUGAUGAUCAAUGAAUGGAAAUGAAUUUUUAUUUUCUUGUUUGACUUGGUUGAAAGCGCACCUGUGCCAAUGUUUCCCUGCUGAUGACCAGUAGAACACUUUAGUUACCCUGAUGUUUACACACACUCUUAAUUUUGUACAGAAUUAGUGUAAGUUUGAGACUGAAAACUGUAGUUAACACACAGCAACGUGCAGGCAUGUUGACCUAUCCAUUUGCAGCGUUUUGCCAUCUGUGCUAUACAAUUUAUAUAGUGACUUUCUUCAGUUUACAGGUUCUUCUGGUGGUGUCCGAGCCAACUUUCAUUUAGAUAAGAGUGCUUUUUUUGAAAGUGGUACAGAGACGUGAAAGCCAGAUCAUUCCAGGAAAAGGCGAGGCCUAAUUCUUCCUCCCAUGGAAUAGACAGUGCUGUGUAUAAUUUUAAUUUCACAGUCGUCUUUUGUUUUGUGUCCAUAUUGUUUUUUUUAGCUUCUUACUGAUUUGAUUUAUUCACUAAUGCACAUGUGUUGCUUUGUGCAUUUCUUCUCUGUAGUCUACCAAUAUAGGACAGAACCACACUGCUGUAGAUAUAAGAGCACCUGGAGAUUAUCUGAAAUACCAAAUGUUCCUUAGUAGGUAGCCCUUGAAGCACAGGGAUUCACACAUAACCAAUUCUCCUGGUUUAUUAACAGGUGUAUCAUCCACAUACCUAAUAUUACUUUCAAAGCCAUGUGAAAAUGCACUGUGUGCUUGCGUUAAUAUUUUUUUCCCCCCAAAUCACUACAUGUAUUCAAACACUUGUUAGCACAAACUAUAACCCUAAAGGUGUGUCAUUUAUGUAAAAUAAGCAAUAACUCUUAGUAUUUCUUAGGACGAGCAAUGACUAGUGGCUCUUGUAUGUAUGAUUUAUGUAAAUAAAAACUUGGUAACAUUA